ACCGCUGUGAAAUAGAUGGAGUUCAUGUACUUCUCAGCUCAUACACAUUCUCGUAGUAUGGUAAAUAGUUUCUUAAAAAAAAAUUCUAAUUUCCAAAUGUUGGUGGAGGAGAUGAAUAUCUUGACUACAGUUUUCUUGAGGUUUGACAACCUUAAGGUUACAUAUCCAAACACCGUUCUGGCUACCUUGCCGCUAGGCAACUUUUACCGGAGUCCAAAUAUGGGUGAAUCUAUCGACUUUUGUAUUCAUGUCGCAACUCCUGUGGAAAAGAUUGCUAUCAUGAGAGAACGAAUACUGGGGUAUUUGGAGAACAAGAAGGAGCACUGGUAUCCCGGCCCGCUAGUCGUUCUCAGAGAUGUCGAUGACAUGAACAAAUUGAAAAUAUCAAUUUGGAUGAGGCAUCGUAUCAACUUUCAAGAUAUGGGAGAAAGAUUUGUGAGAAGAGAACUUGUUGUCCAAGAGAUGAUCAAGGUAUUGAGAGAACUAGAUAUCGAGUACCGCAUGGCUACCCUUGAUGUAAAUGUGAGGAACAUGCAUGUUGUCAAUUCCACUCGCCUACCAUCUACCUGGACAACUUUCAACUCCUAG
Molecule: messenger RNA, 588 nt
Organism: Zingiber officinale
Lineage: Eukaryota; Viridiplantae; Streptophyta; Magnoliopsida; Zingiberales; Zingiberaceae
Product: mechanosensitive ion channel protein 5-like
Exons: 2
Coding region: 16-588 (190 amino acids)
Biological process (GO): monoatomic anion transport
Cellular component (GO): plasma membrane
Molecular function (GO): mechanosensitive monoatomic ion channel activity
Source: RefSeq, a predicted model, not a curated record